ACCGCGUACGAUUGUCAUUUUCCUUCAGUGAACGCCGGGGCGCCACGGCAAACACCCCCGCCGGUUGCGCCACUCUGCUCCUGAAUCAUCUCCGGCCCUCUCCGCACUCCACAGCAAUGGCGGAAACUCCUCUGCAUCACUCCACCGAUCCGUUCACAGACGGCGAGCACAAUGAGCACGACCCUGCCGUGCCCGCGUCGGACGCCGCAACAUGCGGCGCGGACGGCGGCGGCAUCCUCGUCGUCGAUUUCGACGUCCUCGUCAACGGCGCCGCCGAUCGACGGGCGCGGGCCAUCCGGGACCUCGGCCGCGCGUGCGAGGACUGGGGCUUCUUCAUGGUGGUCAACCAUGGGGUGCCCGAGGAGCUCAAGGAGGCAACAAUGGAGACGUGCAGGGAGCUGUUCAGCUUACCGGAGGAGGAGAAGGUGGAGUACUUGGAGGCCGGGCCGAUGGAUCCUGUCCGAAUCGGGACGGGCUUCUUCUCCGUCGUCGACGGCGUCAGGUACUGGAGGGACUACCUGAAGAUGUUCGCGCACCCUGAGCUCCACUGCCCUGCAAAUCCACCAAAAUUAAGGGACGUUGCUGCCGAGUACUCGGCCAAGAAGAGAGCCCUGAUGCUGGUGCUCGCCAGGGCGAUCUCCGAGAGCUUGGGCCUCGACGGCGGUCGAAUUCCGGAGGCCAUGGGCCUCGAGUCGUGCUUCCAGAUCCUCGUCGCCAACCACUACCCGCCGUGCUCCGGUCCGGGCGGCGCGGGCAUGGGGCUGCCCGCGCACUCGGACCACGGCUUCCUCACCCUGCUCUUCCAGAACGGCGUCGACGGGCUCCAGGUCGAGCGCGGCGGGCGGUGGCGCCUCGCUAAGCCCCUCCCCGGCGCGUUCUUCGUCAUCGCCGGCGACCAGCUGGAGAUCGUGAGCAACGGGAGAUACAAGGGCGCGCUCCACCGCGCGGUGGUCGGCGGCGAGCGCGCGAGGAUGUCCGUGGUGAGCAUGAUCUCGCCGUGCCUGGACGCCGUGGUCGCACCGGUCCUGGAGCUGGUACCCGACGGCCGGGGCCUCGAGUUCCGGGGCGUCAGGUACCGGGACUACAUGGAGCAUCAGCAGAGCAACAAGCUCUACGGGAAGGCAGCGCUGGACAUCGCCCGGGUGAAGCGUGACAUCGCAGCCUGAGAAUUGAGAUCAAACGAACUGCUCUGCUAAGGCCCUGUUUGUUUCGGUGGCCACCAGUCGCGCGAUACCCAAACUCGCGAUGGAGAAAAGCCCAGAUUCCCUCGCUUCCUGCAUAAGGGGCGUUUCAGUUAAAAAAAAUGAACUGACGCUCGCGACCGUGAUGGAGAUAAGCGCGUCUGUCGCGAGGCGUUCGGCGGGAUUCUUCCCUUUCCUUCGCCGCCGCCGCAGAAAUCGCGGUUCCAAAUAGGGCCUAAACAAAAUACUAAGGGACUGUUUGUUUUUUAAGAAUUUUUAAAAUCUCUGUCACAUUAAAAGAAAUCUUACUAUUUAGGAGUAUCAAAUAAAAUAUAUUUAUAAUUUUUUUU
Panicum virgatum (switchgrass) is the source of this 1531-nucleotide messenger RNA. Its product is annotated as 2-oxoglutarate-dependent dioxygenase 19-like. The coding region runs from base 117 to 1166 and encodes 349 amino acids. The record is from RefSeq and is a predicted model, not a curated record. Lineage: Eukaryota; Viridiplantae; Streptophyta; Magnoliopsida; Poales; Poaceae. The transcript has 4 exons.